AUGGUCUUGGUAAGUGCCACACAGCAUAUGGGCCAGAACCUGGGUCACCCUAUGAAGCCCCACAGAGUACGCAUGUGCCACACUCUAGUGACCAACUACGGACUGUACAAGAAGAUGGAUGUCAUUCGCCCAAAACGAGCUACUGCACGCCAGAUGACCCGUUUCCACAACGACGAGUACGUUGAUUUCUUGGCCAGACUCACACCAGAGAUGGUUGGCGGCGAAGGAAUGUCAGACUCCACCAAGCACCUUUCUGCUGCCAACAAGUUGACAAGAGGCGAAUCGGACAUUGCUAUCAACUGGGCAGGAGGACUUCAUCACGCCAAAAAGACUGAGGCUUCAGGAUUCUGUUACAUCAACGACAUUGUGCUCGCCGUUCUGGAACUCUUGCGAUUUCAUCAGCGUGUCUUGUACAUCGAUAUCGAUAUCCAUCACGGUGACGGAGUGGAGGAGGCCUUUUACACCACAGAUCGUGUCAUGACGGCGUCUUUUCACAUGACAGAGUUCUUCCCCGGUACAGGAAAGCUGGAAGAGACCGGUAUCGGCAAGGGCAAGAACUAUGCUGUUAACGUUCCACUCCAAAAGGGCAUGGACGACUGGUCCUACCAGAAUCUCUUUGAACCUAUCAUCAAGCACAUCAUGGAAUGGUAUCGCCCAGGAGCCGUUGUGUUGCAGUGCGGAGCAGAUUCUUUGGCCGGUGACAAGCUCGGAUGCUUCAACCUGUCCAUGAAGGGGCACGCCAACUGUGUUGCUUACGUCAAGUCCUUUGGCAUUCCCAUGAUUGUUGUAGGUGGAGGAGGAUAUACUGUUCGCAACGUCGCCCGAGCAUGGACUUUCGAAACUGCCGUCCUUCUCAACGAGCAGCUGCCAGAAGAGCUUCCAUUCAACUCUUACUUCGAGUACUACGGCCCUGAGUUCCGCCUGGAUGUGCCAGCCAACAACAUGAAGAACGACAACACACCGGAGGAUCUUCACAACCUGAAGGCCCAGAUCAUUGAAAACCUCCGUCAUAUUCCAUGCGCUCCUUCAGUGCAAAUGCAGGAGGUUCCUAGAGACUACUCAUCCUCAGAUGAUGAGGAUGACGAGAUGGAUGUCGACACUAGAAUCACACGACGAUUGGCCGAUUCAAGGAUUGUGCCUGAUGAGGAGCUUUCAGAUUCAGAUGAAGAAGAUGGCCGUCGCAACCAACACAACGCCAACGGAUCGUUCGUGCUGUCAGGCUCACCAGCCCUUGGCAGUUCUUCGACCAUUGGCUCAGGACGUCUUGGCGGUCGUGCCACAACAUCUUCCGCGUUGCACAACUUUUCCGGCCCCCUUGGAGCAACCAACGGACCUAGCUCUGGAACGGCCAGCCGUAAGUACGGUGCAGGUGCCUCUUCAGAGGCUGCACAGGCAAAAUCCAGCAGUGCUCAAGGGGAAUGGACUCCACAACCCACUACAAAGUCAAGCAAAGGAACCCAAGGCGCAGGCACGAUAGUAGCAAGCGCUGGUACCGGUUCUGGGGCUGCUGGUGGAGCUCGUCGGGCGCGUCUCACCGGAACAACAUCACUGAAGCAGAACGGCAAGGAGUCACAGCAAGUGGGAGUCCAGUCGUCGCAAGCAUCCUACCCUGCCGCCUCAAAGAGUCGCGAGAUUCACUCCAAGGACUACCAGCCUAGAGAUUCUCACCACCGCGAGUCGUCUCAUCACGGACAGCAGACCCCUCAUUCCCAACAAGGUCAGCACUCGUCUCAGCAACCUCCACAUGGGCAGUCGAUCCCUCCUUCGCAUCCUCAACAGGGUACCCCAUCCCACCACCACCUCGGCCGUGAUCAGCAGCAGAUGCAGAUGCAGCACCAGCAGCGCGAGCAUCAGAUGCACAGAGAGCACCAACAGCAUAGAGAUAUUCAGAUGAUUCGCGACCAUGAGCAGAGGGAGCAUGAGCAGCGCGAGCACCAGCACCACCAACACCAGAUACAGAUGCAUAUGCAGAGACGCCCCGGAGGCAGCAGUUCUAGCUCGAGCCGCCCGGAUUACCACCCACAGUAUCCAGGCGAUGAUAUGAUGCGCUACGGUGCACCUCCACAGGGGAGUGGAAGCAGCCACGGUGGAUACCCUCAGCACGCCUCGUCGAUUCAUUAUGGCCAAGGCGCACCUCCACCCUCUUCAUCACAGUUGCCUCCUACACAGCCGAUCCCCCACGGGCAUAUGCACAGCGGAAGCAUGUCGCACGGAGCACCCCACUCACACUCGCAUUCUCACCCUCACCCAGGCCACCACCACACUCAAGGACCUCAUGUAUCCCACCCUCAGCAUGGCCAACACCCUGGACCUCCACAACCCUCUCAUCACCAUAUGCCACCCCACCACCAAUCGAUGCCUCACCAUCAUGCCCCUCCUCCCGGAUCACAAUCAUCUGGCCACCAUUAUUCAGGCAGCAAUGUGAGCGGCAGCGGUAGUCGAGGAGGAAGCGCUGGAAUGAGCCAAAGCCGACCAAGCUCUACCAGCGGUCCUAUUCCCGGAAUGCAUUCUUCAGGGUAUGGUGCUCCCCCUCCUCCUGUUUAUGGAGGAUACAUUCCUGAUCGCCACGAAGAAGCACCGAUAGGACACAAGGAACGCAAGGAGCACUACAAGGAGUCGUCUGCCAUGGAGAUUGAAGACCCCCGCAUGAUGGAGUCACGCCCGAUGCCACCCUCGCAUGGAGGACCCAUCCCACCAAUGGGUCAUCACUCGCACCCAUCGCAUGGUGGAUCGAUGGAUUAUGGACGGAUGAUGCCUGGAGGACCUGCACCUGCACCCUAUGGUCAUCGUCGCGGAGGAAGCCAUGGUGGUAGUCAGGGCGAUCUCCGAGGCGUUGUGCUGGGCGGCGGCGAAGCUCCAGGAGGACCUCCUGGACCAUAUGGAGGAGCAUGGGAUCGUGAACGAAUGGAUCGGGAACGGGAACAGCGCCACCACGGUUACCGCGGUCCCAAUGCGCCUUAA
Molecule: messenger RNA, 2961 nt
Organism: Linnemannia hyalina
Lineage: Eukaryota; Fungi; Mortierellomycota; Mortierellomycetes; Mortierellales; Mortierellaceae
Source: the annotation of a GenBank genome assembly